ACGAUAAAUUCCCGCCAUCCUAAAAACCCUAAUUCCCAAAACUUUAUUCUUAUAAACCCUAAAGCUUCUUCCUUUUCUCCUCAUCUUUUCCACCACCACCACCACCACCACCACCACCACCACCAAGAAGAAGCUCAAAAACCCAAAUCAAUGGAAACCCCAACACCAAAAUCAACAAAUCUAGUCCUAAUCCUUGAUUUCGGCUCACAAUACACACAUCUCAUAACCCGCCGUAUCAGAAAACUCUCAAUCUUCUCACUCUGUAUUUCCGGCACAUCAUCUCUCAAAACCAUCACGGACUUGAACCCUAAAGUGAUAAUCUUAUCAGGUGGACCUCACUCUGUCCAUUCAGAAGAUGCGCCAACAUUCCCACAAGGGUUUAUUGAGUAUGUUGAAUCAAAUGGGAUUUUUGUUUUGGGUAUUUGUUAUGGAUUGCAAUUGAUUGUUCAGAAGCUUGGUGGUGUUGUUGAUAUUGGUGAGAAACAAGAGUAUGGUAGGAUGGAGAUUGAGGUUUUGAAGGAGAGUGGGUUGUAUAAGAGUGGUGGGGUUGGGUCUAAACAGAGUGUUUGGAUGAGUCAUGGUGAUGAAGCUGUCAAAUUGCCUGAGGGGUUUAGCGUUGUUGCGAAGAGUCAGCAGGGUUCGGUUGCGGCGAUUGAGAAUCCGAAGAGGAAGUUUUAUGGACUUCAAUAUCACCCUGAGGUGACACAUUCACCGGAAGGCAUGGUAACUCUUAGCAAUUUUCUAUUAAAUGUUUGUGGAAUAGUUCCUGAAUGGAAGAUGGAAGAUGUACUAGAAGAAGAAAUCAAAGUUAUUAGACAAGUAGUUGCGGAUGAUGAUCAUGUUAUCUGUGCUUUAUCUGGGGGUGUUGAUUCUACAGUUGCAGCAACUUUGGUUCAUAGAGCAAUUGGAGAUAGACUUCACUGUGUUUUUGUGGACAAUGGUUUAUUGAGGUUUAAGGAGCAGGAGCGUGUGAUGCAGCUCUUUGAAAAGGACCUUCACUUGCCAGUUACUUGUGUUGAUGCAGUAGAGAAGUUCUUAGGCGAGCUGAAAGGUGUAGUAGAUCCUGAGAAAAAGAGGAAAAUAAUUGGAAAGGAAUUUAUUACUGUAUUCGAUGAGUUCGCCACCAAAUUGGAGAAGGAAAUAGGGAAAAAACCUGCUUUCUUGGUUCAGGGAACCCUUUAUCCUGAUGUUAUCGAAUCGUGCCCACCACCUGGAAGUGGAAGAAGCCAUUCCCACACAAUCAAGAGCCAUCACAAUGUUGGGGGCCUCCCCAAGGACAUGAAAUUGAAGCUUAUUGAACCACUUAAGCUCCUGUUUAAGGAUGAGGUACGGGAGCUUGGAAAGAUCUUAAAUGUUCCCGAGGGGUUCCUUAAGCGCCACCCAUUCCCUGGUCCUGGUCUUGCAGUACGAGUCUUAGGUGAUGUCACGGAAGGAAAUGCAUUGGAGAUUCUCCGUCAGGUUGAUGAAAUCUUCAUUGAGUCAAUUAAAGAAGCUGGACUUUAUGAUUCCAUCUGGCAAGCUUUUGCAGUAUUUUUGCCCAUAAGAUCAGUUGGUGUUCAGGGUGAUCAGAGAACACACUCUCAUGUUGUUGCCCUUAGAGCUGUUACUAGUCAGGAUGGUAUGACGGCAGACUGGUACAAUUUUGAGCACAAGUUUCUAGAUGAUGUGUCCAGAAAGAUUUGCAAUAGUGUCAGGGGUGUAAACCGAGUUGUUCAAGACAUCACAUCGAAACCACCAUCAACUAUUGAAUGGGAAUGAAGUUCUGGUGAACGGGUAACUUGAAUACGCACUCCCAAAAAUAUCCAAAACCUAUAUUCGGCGCAAAAAACUAACAAAGAAAAAGAAAGGAAAAAAAUAAGAUCAAAUGGGGAAUGGCUUCAUAAAUGAAUUGCAAGUACUUGAUGUAUAUCUGCUAAAUCCUGUCAAUUCUUUAAGAAAAAUGGCCUAUCUAACUAGCACUAAAAUAAUCCCACUUGUUUCAUCAAUUUGUUUUUAGUUUUUCUAGAUAGAAGAUGGAGAAAUUAAUCCAUUUCUCAACCAUCAACUUGUUUGUGU
Molecule: messenger RNA, 2055 nt
Organism: Papaver somniferum (opium poppy)
Lineage: Eukaryota; Viridiplantae; Streptophyta; Magnoliopsida; Ranunculales; Papaveraceae
Product: GMP synthase [glutamine-hydrolyzing]-like
Exons: 7
Coding region: 151-1758 (535 amino acids)
Biological process (GO): GMP biosynthetic process
Cellular component (GO): cytosol
Molecular function (GO): GMP synthase (glutamine-hydrolyzing) activity; ATP binding; GMP synthase activity
Source: RefSeq, a predicted model, not a curated record